Molecule: messenger RNA, 1620 nt
Organism: Aspergillus melleus
Lineage: Eukaryota; Fungi; Ascomycota; Eurotiomycetes; Eurotiales; Aspergillaceae
Product: glycoside hydrolase family 72 protein
Exons: 5
Coding region: 1-1620 (539 amino acids)
Biological process (GO): fungal-type cell wall (1->3)-beta-D-glucan biosynthetic process
Cellular component (GO): cytoplasm; fungal-type cell wall
Molecular function (GO): 1,3-beta-glucanosyltransferase activity
Source: RefSeq, a predicted model, not a curated record
AUGAGGCUUUCCAGCAUCGUCGCGGGUGCCGCAUUCUUCGCCAGCAGCGUUCUGGCUAGUGAUCUGGACCCGAUCAUUAUCAAGGGUUCUAAAUUCUUCUACAAGAGCAAUGACACUCAAUUUUACAUUCGUGGUGUCGCCUAUCAGCAGGAAUACUCUGGCCCCAAGUCUUCCAGCAACAACUUCAAGGACCCGUUGGCCGACGUCGACAGCUGCAAGCGCGACAUCCCUUAUAUCUCGAAACUCAAUGCCAACACCAUCCGUGUCUACGCCAUCGACCCCAAGUCCGACCACUCUGAGUGCAUGAACCUCCUCAGCGAACAUGGCAUCUAUGUCAUUGCGGAUCUCUCCUCGCCUAGUGAAUCUAUCGUCCGCAAUGAACCCAAAUGGGACAACGAUCUGUACAACCGAUAUGUCAGCGUUGUUGACGAGUUGUCUCAGUACAGCAACGUUAUCGGGUUCUUCGCCGGAAACGAGGUUUCUAACACCAAGAAGACCACAGAUGCCAGUGCCUAUGUGAAGGCUGCUGUCCGUGACAUCAAGCAAUAUAUCAAGGCCAAGAAGUACCGUCCCAUGGGUGUCGGAUAUGCCACGAAUGAUGACUCAGGUAUCCGUGAGGACAUGGCCAACUACUUUAACUGCGCUGAGUCGGACGAGAGCAUCGACUUCUGGGGCUACAACGUCUACUCCUGGUGUGGAGACUCGAACUACGAGAAGUCCGGAUACAAGAGCAGGACCGAGGAGUUCAAGGACUACUCGGUCCCUGUGUUCUUCGCUGAAUACGGCUGUAACGACGUGACGCCUCGCAAGUUCACCGAGGUCGAGGCUCUGUAUGGCGACAAGAUGGCCGAUGUCUGGUCCGGCGGAAUCGUGUACAUGUACUUCCAGGAAGAGAACAACUAUGGUCUGGUUUCCGUCGACGGCGACAAGGUCAAGACUCGCGCCGACUACAGCUACCUCUCCAAGCAGCUCGCCAGCGCCACUCCCACCGGCACCAAGAAGAAUGACUACUCGCCAUCCAACACAGCUCUCCAAUCAUGCCCCACGGUCGGCGACUCCUGGCUCGCCAAAUCCAGCCCUCUCCCGCCUUCCCCGAACCAGAACCUCUGCUCCUGCAUGGAGGAGAGCCUCACCUGCAAGCUAAAGGACGACGUGUCCGGCAAGCAGCUGGACAAGCUCUUCGGCACGGUCUGCGGCUACAAGGUGUGCGACGGCGUGCAGGGCAACGCGACGACUGGCAAAUUCGGCGCCUACAGCGUCUGCACCCCCGAGCAGCAGCUCUCCUACGCCAUGGACCUCUACUACCAGCAGCAGUCGAAGAAGGGCAACGAGCAGAACGCCUGCGACUUUGACGGCGCCGCCACGACUCAGACUUCCAGCAGCCCUAGCGGCACUUGCUCCGCGCUGAUCGACCAGGCUGGUACGGCGGGUACGGGCUCGGUCACUUCCUCGCCGACUGGUACUGCUGACGCCAUGGCUGCAAGUGACUCGGCUGGGGCGUCUGGUUCUGAGGGCGCUGCGUUCGUGGUUGCUCCUGGAAGCGUGAAGGUUGGCUUUGUCCAUGUGGGUGCUUAUGUGGUGACGGCUAUGGUGGCCGGAGCUGGUAUGAUUCUUUUGUAG